UUCUAUUUACAUAUAAAUAAACCAUUUCUAGUAUAAAAUCUCAAACUAGAGUAGAUAUAGAAAUUUCCAUUCUCUCUCUCUCCCUCCGGCUAUACAUAUAUUAAUCCGACCUCACAUAGGAGUUUCUAUUUUGUAGGAACAGCUUCUAAUUGUCAGACUCAACCUCUAUUACUAGUUUGUAAUAUAUAUAUAUAUAAAAGCCUUCUUUAGCUUUUUUAUCUCAUCGUUGAGAAUUGGAGCUGGAGGUUUCCUCUCUCUCUCAGCCAUCAUCAAUUAUGGGUCCUUUCUUCCGGUCUUGUACGAGUCGUGGUCCAAAUACAGAUAAAAGAAGAAGAAGAAGAAGAAGAAUGAACAGCACAUCAAGAAACAGAAUUAUACGGAAAAAAACAAAACCAGUUGGAAAGGUCUCAACCUCCGCCAUUAAAUCUCUUUCUGGUGAUUUGUUGAUUGAAGUUCUUGCUAGAGUCGGCUCCUCUUCCUUCACAGACCUCUACAACGCCAAAUUAUGUUGCAGAGAAUUUCUUGGAGCAGUAGAGGAUGAUUAUAUUCUUCAAAAGGUGUCUAUGGACAAAUUCCCAAUAAUUCCAUGGACUCCAAGCGAUGAAUUGAUUUCCUUCCUCAAUCGUUGCAAGGAGAGUGGAAAUCCAGAGGCUCUAUACAGGCAAGGAUUGAUUGAAUAUUUUAGUUCGUUGAGAACUGAAUCGGGACUGGAAAACUUGAAGAGAGCAGCAGAGAAAGGGCACGCAGAAGCAUCUUAUGUGUAUGGUAUAAUCUUGGUGUGCAAAGGGGGUCAAUUGAAACAAGAAGGGUUGAAGCUUCUAAAUGCAGUGAUGAGUUCAAAGCCAAGAAGUUUGAGGAUCAAAGAGUGUCGGAAAAGAAUAAAGUCCAUUAUUUGGAGGAUGUGGAUACACAAUAAAAUGGUCCCACAACAACUUCCUUCUUGCAAUGGGACAGACUGCUGCAUCAGAAAGAUCCAAACAUGGGAUUCGGAGGAUGAAGAAAUUGAUGCCAUGAAUUGUGAUGCUUGUAGAUGGAAUCAUGAAGUUAUUUCCUUCUGUAAUAUGCUACAUCGUGGAUGAUGCGUGUUUUUAUUUUGGAGGAUAAAAAAAAAAAAUUAUGUUUAAAUUUUUAUUAUUUUUUAAACAUUAAAUUAGACUUUAUUAUUAUUUUUUUUUUAUUAAUCUCGAAUGUUUUGAGCUUUUCUUGUGUGA
Messenger RNA from Cornus florida, 1211 nucleotides. RefSeq names its product putative F-box protein At1g67623. Lineage: Eukaryota; Viridiplantae; Streptophyta; Magnoliopsida; Cornales; Cornaceae. The transcript is spliced from 3 exons. The record is from RefSeq and is a predicted model, not a curated record. The coding region runs from base 276 to 1079 and encodes 267 amino acids.